AUGGCGUGUGCGAUGACGACCCACGCUCAUACGGCUCACAGCCUCCCCCGCGCAUCCGCCUUCCAGAAGAUGACCUGGCCAUCCCACGCCGCGGCAAGUCGGAGCGUCACCGCCCACGCAGUCCCGACCCUGUCGACCAGGACUACUCCUACAGCGCCAGCAAGCCCUCUCGCCGCCACACCCACCGGGAAGGCAGGGCCCGACCGCCGCCUCAGAUUCUUCAGGAUGCUGGUCCCAGCAGCCGCCGUCCGAUUCGACCCAAGGUCAGGACACUGGACCCAGGCGUAUAGAAAGGCGCAACAGGAGGAGCUCUAUGCCUCCACCCCCACCGGUGGGGCCCGAGGUUCCAUAUGA
Geosmithia morbida is the source of this 354-nucleotide messenger RNA. RefSeq lists its product as uncharacterized. NCBI's taxonomy places the organism in Eukaryota, Fungi, Ascomycota, Sordariomycetes, Hypocreales, Bionectriaceae. The coding region runs from base 1 to 354 and encodes 117 amino acids. The record is from RefSeq and is a predicted model, not a curated record. The transcript is spliced from 2 exons.